This is a messenger RNA of Mirounga angustirostris (Northern elephant seal), 3131 nucleotides long. It is a transcript of the gene ZBTB24, whose product is annotated as zinc finger and BTB domain containing 24. NCBI's taxonomy places the organism in Eukaryota, Metazoa, Chordata, Mammalia, Carnivora, Phocidae. The transcript is spliced from 8 exons. Gene Ontology annotation, molecular function: protein binding; DNA-binding transcription factor activity, RNA polymerase II-specific; RNA polymerase II cis-regulatory region sequence-specific DNA binding. Gene Ontology annotation, biological process: regulation of transcription by RNA polymerase II. Gene Ontology annotation, cellular component: nucleus. Bases 398 to 2503 code for a protein of 701 amino acids. The record is from RefSeq and is a predicted model, not a curated record.
GCAGGCUCGCGGCGCCGGCGCUUCCGGGUUGGCAGCCGCGGCGGCCGCGGGGGCGCAGGGGCCCCAGCCCGGGCGGCGCAGGAACCCCGGCGGGGGGUUCUGCGGAGCGGGGCGCCAGGGCGGGCCCGGCGCCAGUGCGCCCGCCAGGCCGCGGGGUGGGCCGGGCGCCGCGAGAGACAAAAUGGCUAAUGCGUGAAAUCGAGACACUAGUUUCCAUUCUGGUCUGCGUGCAACUGUGGAAAGUUAGUGCCGGGGAAGGACUUUCAAGAUGCUUGAUUGCCGUUCCUUCAUUUUACAGAGGAGAAAGCAGACCCCGAGAAGUAACAUGGAUGUUGGAAAUUCACCCAACUAGGUCAUGGUAUAACAAGGGCUUCGGGCUUCUUGGCCUCUAAAGAAAAUGGCAGAAACGUCAUCGGAGCCUUCUGGGCAGCUCGUUGUACACUCAGACACUCACAGUGACACUGUUCUGGCCAGUUUUGAGGCUCAGCGGAAGAAGGGCUUCCUCUGUGACAUUACGUUAAUCGUGGAGAAUGUGCAUUUCCGGGCUCACAAAGCCUUACUCGCUGCCAGUAGUGAAUACUUCUCAGUGAUGUUUGCUGAAGAGGGGGAGAUCGGCCAGUCCAUUUAUAUGCUGGAAGGCAUGGUUGCCGACACAUUUGGUAUCCUGCUGGAGUUUAUCUACACCGGUUGUCUCCAGGCCAGUGAGAAAAGCGCAGAACAAAUCCUGGCCACCGCUCAGUUCUUAAAGGUCUAUGACCUGGUAAAGGCUUACACGGAUUUUCAAAAUAAUCAUAGCCCCCCAAAGCCAAUGACUCUGAACACUGCUGGCGCUCCAGUGGUGGUGAUUUCUAAUAAGAAAAAUGAUCCUCCGAAACGGAAGCGGGGAAGACCGAGAAAAGUGAACAGUGUGCAGGAGGGGAAAUCACAGCUGGCUGCAGAGGAAGAAAUACAGCUGAGAGUAAACAAUUCAGUUCAAAAUAGACAUAACUUUGUAGCGAAAGAGGGAGACAAUGUCGUACUGAAUGAACAGAUUCCAGCGAAAGAAAUGGAAGAGGCUGAGCCUGCCUCUGAGCCACAUAGAGGGGAGGAAACGCCAGCUGAAAAAGAUGAGAACUGUGAUCCCAAGACCCAGGAUGGGCAGGACAGCCAGAGUCGGUACAGCAAGCGGAGGAUUCGGAGGUCCGUCAAACUUAAAGAUUACAAACUUGUCGGGGAUGAAGACGAGCAGAGUUCAGCCAAAAGGGUCUGUGGAAAGAGAAAGCGCCCGGGGGGCCCUGAGGCCUGUUGUAAGGACUGUGGCAAAGUGUUUAAGUACAAUCACUUUUUGGCAAUCCACCAGAGGAGCCACACGGGGGAGCGACCUUUCAAAUGUAAUGAGUGCGGGAAAGGCUUUGCUCAGAAGCAUUCCCUGCAGGUCCACGCCCGGAUGCACACAGGCGAGCGGCCCUACACCUGCACCGUGUGCAGCAAGGCUCUCACCACCAAGCACUCGCUGCUGGAGCACAUGAGCCUGCAUUCAGGACAGAAGUCUUUCACCUGUGAUCAGUGUGGAAAAUAUUUCAGCCAGAAAAGGCAACUAAAGAGCCAUUACCGAGUUCAUACAGGCCACGCGUUACCGGAAUGCAACCACUGCCGUCGCAAAUUCAUGGAUGUGUCUCAGCUAAAGAAGCAUCUACGAACACACACAGGUGAGAAGCCAUUUACUUGUGAAAUCUGUGGCAAAUCUUUCACAGCAAAGAGUUCUCUUCAGACCCACAUCAGAAUCCAUAGAGGAGAGAAGCCCUACUCCUGUGGCAUAUGUGGCAAAUCGUUCUCAGACUCCAGUGCCAAGCGGAGACACUGCAUUCUGCACACGGGCAAAAAGCCCUUCUCAUGCCCCGAGUGCAACUUACAGUUCGCUCGCUUGGACAACUUGAAGGCCCACUUGAAAAUCCACAGCAAAGAGAAGCCCGCGCCGGACGCCAGCGGCGUGUCCGGCAGCCCUGACACCCAGGAGGUCAGGAGUAUUCUUCAGCUGCAGCCCUAUCAGCUCUCUGCCUCUGGCGAGCAGGAAAUUCAGCUUCUCGUCACCAAUUCUGUACAUAACAUCAACUUCAUGCCCGGCCCCAGCCAAGGACUCAGCAUCGUCACUGCGGAGAGCUCGCAGAACUUGGCGGCCGCGCAGGCUGCCGACCUCGCCCUGCUCACGCAGCAGCCCCAGCAACUGCAGAACUUCAUCCUCGCCGCCCCUCAGGGCCAGACGGAGCACAUUCAGGGCCUCGACAUGAUCGAAAGCCAGAUGGAGCCCGCACAGCCCGAGCCCGUGCACGUCAUCACGCUCUCCAAGGAAACCCUGGAACACCUUCACGCCCAGCAGGAGCAAACCGGCGAGCUCCAGUUAGCAGGUGCUCCGGGUCCCGCUCAACACCUGCAGCUGCCGCCCGCGCCGGCCCCGCCCCCGCCCCCGCCCCCGGCCGCCCCCCACGGGCCCCCGGCCGCCCCGCUGAGCCCCGGGCAGAGCUGACCUGGACGCGCCUUGCGGCCUCCUCUCCUCCGCUCGAGCCAGCUGCGCGCUGCGAGGCAGGCUUUCGGAGACGCUCGGCUCGCAAACAGCCUCUGGACGGGUGAGGGCGAGCGGGCAGGCCUCGCGCUUUGCAUCCAGGCCCCGAGGUGCGCGCGUCCUGCCUCGCGUGCAGUCCCGGUGGGGAUUUAGCAUUCGGUACUGAUGAACGGUUUUCAUUUUCCUCUACGACCUCUCCGAAAGUCUUGGGUCAUCUUGCUUUGGGGGCAUUGAAUGAGACUUCUCUAAGCCUUGAAUGUCCAGGCCACAGGUCUUGCUGACCUUUCCAGUUAUGUUCUGUAGAACAAAGGAAGCCCUAUAUUGGUUGAGUUGGGUAGAGUGGUUUGUUCCACUUUAUUUUUCGUACGCAACACAAUUGCUUCUACAAGAUAAGUCACGGCUGAAUGUGAUAGAGGACAACCUUGGAGAGUCUGUCCUUUUAAUAUCUUCUAAGCCCCGAAGACCGAGUCACUGUCAACAUUUAAUCUCUGUGUGGUACAGUGGGCUCUUUGUGUCCUAUUUAAGGUAGAUUCAAAAACAUAUAAACUAAAAGUGUAUUUUAACUCAAAAUGAAUAUAAUAAAGUCUACAAA